Hypanus sabinus (Atlantic stingray) is the source of this 1136-nucleotide messenger RNA. RefSeq names its product leucine rich repeat containing 59 (gene lrrc59). The transcript has 7 exons. The coding region runs from base 77 to 1012 and encodes 311 amino acids. Gene Ontology annotation, molecular function: protein binding. NCBI's taxonomy places the organism in Eukaryota, Metazoa, Chordata, Chondrichthyes, Myliobatiformes, Dasyatidae. The record is from RefSeq and is a predicted model, not a curated record.
UCCGGCCGUUGGUUACUGCGACGUGUCCCGGCCGGGACGAGUCUUGUUCCGGGUCUGGGCCCGGCACCAGGAGAAAAUGCCGAAAAGCAGCGGCAAGCAGCCAGCGCCGGGCCUGAGCCUGGGCCUGGGCCUGGGCCCGGGCCUGCGGGACCGGCUGGACGGAAACGAGCUGGACCUGAGCCUCAGCGGCCUGAGCGAGGUGCCGGUCCGAGAGCUGGUUGCCUUGCCUAAGGCCACCAUCCUGGAUUUGUCCUGUAAUUGUCUCGUCACAUUAUCGCCGGAGUUUUGCAGCUUGACACAUCUCGUCAGACUGGAUCUCAGCAAGAACCAGCUACAGGAGCUUCCCUCAGAGUUUGGGCGACUCCUGAACCUGCAGCAUCUGGACCUGUACAACAACAAGUUGAUCAGCUUGCCUGUCAGCUUUGCUCAGCUCAAGAACUUGAAAUGGUUGGAUUUAAAAGGAAACCCACUCGAUUCAGCACUGAAGAAGGUGGCAGGGGAUUGCCUGGAUGAGAAGCAGUGCAAACAAAGUGCAGCUAAUGUGUUGCGAUACAUGAAAACCAUUCAGUCCGAACAAGAUCGUGAGAAGCAGCGACAGUUGCAGGUUGAGAGAGAGAUGGAGAGACGACGGGAAGCGGAGUUGCGGGCUAAGGAAGCAAGGGAGCGAGAGUUGCGUAAACGUGAGAAAAUGGAGGAGAAGGAGAGGCGCCGGAAGGAGUACGAUGCACAGAAGCUACAACGAUUGAAUGAGACAAAGGAGCACAAUCGUAGUGUGUUGGAAAAACCAGUUUCAUCCAGAAAUCUCUCAACUCAGAAGAGGAACUCAUUCUGCCAGGUGCUUUUGAAGAUUCUGCUCUUCCUUCUGCUCUGCACAGUUGCCACGGUGGUAAUGUGCAGGAGAACAGGGCUGCCACACAAACAACUGUGCACUACAGUUAAUCAUUUGUAUGAAGAUGCACUUUACGCCCUACAGCGAAAUGAGGCUCUCCGGAGGAUGCUACAGUUUCCAUGAUUAACCAGAUGAAGAGUUGCUGAAAUUCCUAUGGAAUUGAUGAUUGAUUAAUGUGUUCUAUAGCACAUAGACCCUUCAAAGGGUACCCAGUUGCCCUGCAAAAUAAAUUUGUUUUUGCAUUCAA